GGUAGCAGUCAAAGACGCGCGUAAUUUCCACGCGUAAUGGAGACGGACGGCUUGGAGGAGAGGACCAGGACGGUGGUGGUGACCGGGGUGGCCGACCUGCUGACCCAAGACAGGAUGGUCGACAAGCUGACUAUUCAUUUCCAAAGCAGGAGGAGCAGUGGAGGAGAUGUGGAGGAGGUGAAGUAUCCAACCAACAUGGAUGGAGUCGCUUUUGUCACUUUCCACAAAGCUGAAGAUGCAGAGAGGGUGGUGCGGAAGGAGCGGCAUAUCAUGAUGGACGACGAGUUUCCUACGAGCUUCAUCAUCACUGUGUUCCCCUUCACCAGAGAUGUGUUUUUGUACGUCCCCAGCGCUACGGUCGACCUCUCCGUAUUUGGCACAGAUCAGAUUUCACUGAUCCAGAGUCUGCGGUCAACUCACAGGUCGCUGCGGUUCCGGACUUCCCUCCAGCAGAUGAAAGCCACCAUUGAGGGGCCUUUCUCUGCCGUCCAGGCCCUGAGACAGGACCUCAUCCUCAGGGCCGGCCUGCUCAAAUCCGACGGAGUAUCUGCCCGAGCUGCUACCACCAAACUGAGAGAAACCACCUUUAAUCCGAGGGUGAUAUCUCACCGCGAGGUUGUCGGCUCCGUAAGCCGCGGCGGUUCUGAAGCUAAGCCGGGGCCAGGGAGCUCAAACUGCUUAUCGACGCCGCCGCAGACCACAGGUGAGGCAGCAGGAUCCCAAAGCCCGCUCUCGAAUGGGAAAAAAACUGGAAACCACUCCCCGAGGCAAAAAGCUUCUCAGGAGAGUUUGGCCGUCUGGAGCUUCGACGACACACACGGCGACGGAGAAGAAAAGAAGAGGAAUCGGUCCAGGCUGGAAACGCCCAGAGAAAAGAGGACAGAGGGAGCAAAGUCCAAGCCCAGACAAGUACUGAAGGCAGGUACUAGUUCUUCCUCAUCAGGCCUUGACCUGCAACUAGCAGAGGACAUCUCAGCAAAACAGCCAGUAGACGGCUAUUCAGAAAAACACAAAAGACCAGACAGGAUCAGAGGAGAGAAUCCGAUGGACUAUCUGAAGGAUCGAGAUCAGAGUAGAUCAGACGGCACUGCUAAGAUCCCCCCGACCAAAUAUGUCUCAACAUCCUACAAAAGCGAUACGUUGGACACAGAGAAGCUGUCUGCAGUCAGCCCGGAGGUCGAGGGGGACGAGUCCGUCUGGGUCGACUCCUACGCGUUCCGCUACAUUGAAAAGUUUGAAAAGUGUGAGUUGGACAGCUGCUUGAGAGGCCUCGACGCACGGGUCAUUCGCGAAAGCGCCGACCUCACACGGAUAUCGCUGACCGAGAGGGAGACCUCCAAGACGGGAUCGAGGGUCCAGCAGGCGUCGGAGGCCCUCCAGCGUUUGGUGGCGUUUCAGGAGCUGAUGUUAAGAGUUCAUCAGAUCGACUUUGAUGAGCAGACCGAGAGACAGAAGCUGGUUGAAAUCUGCCGUGAUGUGAAUGUGCUGUACCCGGACGUUCUUUACUUGCUGGAGGACUCUUGCGUCAAAGUCAUCGGCCCCAUGGUGUCAAGUCACCUGUUCUUUAAGAGGUUGGAGGAAAAAGUACUGGACUCAAAGACACUGAGAAUGUAAAGGAUGUGGCAAAAAUAAAGGGAUGUAGUUCCACCAAUGACCACAGGGUGGUGCAGUUGCGCUGCGUGUCACAAAGGCCUAAACAACAUAAUCAACAUGACAGCCUCGGUUUCAUGUUCCUGUUACACUCACACAGUUAUUUUUUAUUUUUGCAGCUUAAAAUGACAUCUAUAGAAAUGACUAACACAUACAUAAUCACAUGUUUGUGUCAUUUACUCAGACAACUCAGUUUAGUUCUCCUAUUAGAUGAACAUUUUUUGAUGCUUUUGCUUUCCCUUCGUCUCUAUGGUGAAGCCUCCUCUUCUGUUUAAUAAUUAGGCUUUUAAACAACCGGUGUUAAUCCGAAUGAUUGUCCUCACAGCAGUAGGGACAAGGCUUAAUUAACCUCCUCACGUCUUAAUCACAAAAGAUAAUUAAAAGCAAAAAUGACGGACGACAACUUGUCUCACAUAAUCUCGCCUUCCUACACACUU
This is a messenger RNA of Anoplopoma fimbria (sablefish), 2087 nucleotides long. RefSeq lists its product as uncharacterized. Bases 37 to 1614 code for a protein of 525 amino acids. The record is from RefSeq and is a predicted model, not a curated record. Lineage: Eukaryota; Metazoa; Chordata; Actinopteri; Perciformes; Anoplopomatidae. The transcript is spliced from 3 exons. Gene Ontology annotation, molecular function: RNA binding.